Messenger RNA from Lonchura striata (white-rumped munia), 1064 nucleotides. The record is from RefSeq and is a predicted model, not a curated record. NCBI's taxonomy places the organism in Eukaryota, Metazoa, Chordata, Aves, Passeriformes, Estrildidae.
UUUUUUCCAUCCCUCUUUUAGGUAUUUGUUUGAAUACAUAGAGGAAGAUGACAAGUGUGCAUGGAUGAUUUUACGUAAUUAACACCUGCUAGAUUUGCAAAAGGCAGUUAUCACUGCGAAGCGUUUACAUUGAUUUAUGGGAGGAAGGCGGCCCAUGAGAGGGAUGCUGAUAAUAUCAACACAGUGGAUUAAAUUCACGUUUACACCUUUAUUGACUUAUAAAUUAUCUGUGCCAGGAAUGCGCUGAAAAGGCUGCUGAUGGAGCAGUAAUGUGGCACAAACCACCGGGUUUGGAUUCAGCUCUGCCAUCAUUCUGUAAGGCACUUACAUGGAAACCUUCAUCUGAGCUACUCUAGGAUACAGAGGCGCACAGAAUGGCUGCUUGUUAGGAUAAUGAGCAGUGAUGGCAAACAGGAAUUUGGAAGAAUGAUAAAAGACAAUGGACGAGGUUUGAAGGAAUUGUCUUGCCUUUUUUUAAAUUAUUUUUAGAUUUUUGUUGUUUAUACUAUGGAUUUUUAGAGAAAGCUUGAAGAGGCUGCAAGAGUCUUUGUAGCAGGGAAAUGGAAUCUGGCUCUGAAUCCAGCCAACAUCAGAAAAGAAAGAUUGUGACACAUGGACUGGAAGAUCAAAAAAGGAUUUACACGGAUUGGGCAAAUCACUAUCUAGCAAAAUCUGGUCACAAGAGAUUGAUAAAGGAUCUACAGCAAGAUGUGACUGAUGGAGUCCUGCUAGCCGAAAUAAUCGAAGUUGUAGCAAAUGAAAAGAUUGAAGACAUCAAUGGCUGCCCAAAAAAUAGGUCUCAAAUGAUUGAAAACAUAGACGCAUGCCUGAGUUUCUUGGCUGCUAAGGGGAUUAACAUCCAGGGGCUGUCAGCAGAAGAGAUCAGGAAUGGGAAUCUAAAGGCCAUCCUGGGCCUGUUCUUCAGCCUGUCUAGGUACAAGCAGCAGCAGCAGCAGCCCCAGCACCAUCCAGCCCAGCAAGCAGGGCCUCCAUCCCAGUGCCAGCUGGGCAUCCCCCAGCAGCAGGUGCCAGCUCCGCUCCACACUCCGUGCCAACAGUCUUAA